Opisthorchis viverrini is the source of this 4012-nucleotide messenger RNA. RefSeq lists its product as hypothetical. The transcript is spliced from 15 exons. Gene Ontology annotation, biological process: protein polyubiquitination. Lineage: Eukaryota; Metazoa; Platyhelminthes; Trematoda; Opisthorchiida; Opisthorchiidae. Gene Ontology annotation, molecular function: ubiquitin protein ligase activity. The record is from RefSeq and is a predicted model, not a curated record. Bases 91 to 3561 code for a protein of 1156 amino acids.
GACUCCUUGGUAGAGAUCUUCGGGUUGUUGAAUAUCUUGGACAUCUUGUCCGUUAAUCUCGCCACCAGUUCUUUGAUGAAAUAAAGCUGAAUGAGCAGUGCCACGACACGUGUGAAACGGCUUAUCACCCGCUAUUUUAAUCAGCUUCUCCGAGGCUGUCAGAACUCUCGGUGCCAAAAUCCAAAUUGUGCAUCAUCAACCCAAUUUCAACAUUCCCGUUUGACGCCCAAUCAGGCCGCUAUUUUAGCAAUACAGCUAACUACCAACCAAGCAGAACUGUGCUAUCCAGAUGAAGCAACGACUGACACUUGCUCCGAAAAUAUGCCGUUAAACACAGAGGACCAUGAUGUUACAGAGCAACAUAUUGAUGCAACCGAAUCACGUCAAGUGACAGCUCCUGAUCACGCCACUUCCAGCACAUCCAAUCUCAGUUCUUCAGGUGCGCUUACUGCAGCUGUGGACGCUAGUUCACUGAGCAAUGUAAUUGAGGAUGAAGAGUCUUCUCGAACCUCUUUUAUGACUCCCGGUGAAGUAACGAGGCUCCUUAUGUUUUUAUUUGACGCAGCGGACAACGAAGACGUGGCUCAACCACGUUCAUCUGAUAAUCAAACUGCGUUGACCGAUGCAGAAGAAAACCAGUCUUCCCACUAUUCGAGCCUGUUUUCUCCAAACUAUGGAUGCGGUGCGUUUCUUGAUGCUGCUGCUUCGGGUGCUAACACAACUGCACGACCGUCAUCCUCAUCCCUCACGCCAUUUCUAAGCAGCGCCAAUCCAAGUUCAGACGCCUUGAAAAGUUUCCUGAACAACACUAAUCCAAAUAGCAAUUUGGCUUCACUUGUGUCUUCACUGAACACAAUACAAGAACGGGAAUCCAGAACGCGUGGUCUAACUCUGGGCGAGUUGAAAGAGACCCUAGAUAUUGGCAAAGAACAGGGUGACUGGUCUCAUCUGAUUUCGCUCCUCAGUGCGGUGUUCAGUUCCUACGAAGCUCUAUCUUCAAGUUUUUUAGCGGAAUCUCAGAGGGUGGCAGAUGAUUCAGACCUUCUGGUACAUCGAACCAAUGCAAAAAAACCUCGGGAAGACACACGGACCCAAGAUGUUAUUCCCAUGGACGUGUCAGUCUCCAUUGGUGAGAUAAUAAGCGAAAUGGAUCAACAUGCAGUGGGUAAACCAACUGCUGAUAACCGUUGCGAAGGUUCUGUCGAUCGUCAAGACACCAAAACUUCUCUUGUCGAGGAUCUUCCUGUAUCUGGGGAUGCGGACACGGAAUCAACUGCACCGCUACCGCCGGUCAGCAUUCCGGACGUUAGGCUGGCUUGGUCGUUGAUAUCCAGUAUACCUGAGCAGCAGAAUGUGGUUGACGUACUUCUCCGAGCUGUGCGCCGGUUGGUUGUGGGUAGCCUAUAUCAACUCCUGGUUUCUCAAGCCCCGGAUGGGUUGGGAGACAUAGACCCUCCUCCAGUGGUGCGCAACACGCAACAAAGGUUAUUAAACCUGUUUUGCAUUCUGUAUGAAUGCCCGUUUGCCACAGAUCCAUUGCAUUUCGAUCGAACAGUAUUUGGUCUGUUCUCUCACAAUUGUCCUUCCUUUUAUCGCCGUCUUUUUCGUCAGCAUCUCUUGCUGAACAUCAAUCGGGCGGUGACCUGGUUGCCAAUAUCUCUACAAGCCCGUUUAUGUCAUAUCUGGGCGGACACCGUUCGUUUACCCUUGGCUAACUGCACGACGCCUCCGGCCCCGGAACAUACCAACCUAUGGUCACUGCAAAGUAUUUUACAACAAAAUAUCACUCUGCGCUGUCUAACUACUAGCCAUGGCGUACCAAACGAAGACAAACAGCUAUGUGAAGCUGCACUUGUACUUCGCAUUGUCUACUAUGCCAGUCUGUUAGCUGGUCAAAUGGACAAGAAGGAGUUGCUCGAACGGGAAGCAGUGGAAAAUCGCGAUUUUGAGCUGCUGAUGCGAGCUCACAGAAGCCACGAGCCACGCGUCGGUCGUUCACGAAAUGGCACAGUUGAGGAUCCGUUGGCCAAAGCCUUGUCUCUAUCUCCCAAUGACUGCCGUCAUCCGUUUAUUCCUGCCAAAGACUUUAUCAACGAAACUCUAAAUGAACAUUUGAAGGUUGGCGUGUUCACUGAGAAUAACCGUGACAAUAAGGAUGACGCGUUAGGUCCACCAGUUGGGACUGAUGACUCCGUUUGUCUUCUGUCGGUUUUGGCAGAAACAGAUGCGCGUCAACAGACGCUGACAUCCUCAGGUAGCCUGAAAUCAAUCUUCAAGUCUCUACCUGAGGUGAAACCAUUGGCGGCUAAACGUGACUACGUGAACUACCGUUCCAAGGACACUUUCGGUGAGCUCAGUUUCAUGCGAUUGCCGUUCCUCCUGCAAACCGGUUCAAAAUCUGUGCUUCUUUACUAUGACAACCGGAUGCGUAUGCUGGAUGAGCAGCGCGGCGCCUUUCUACAAUCGCUUUUCGUGGACAAUCCGGAACUACCUUAUCUGAAGAUACAUGUUUCCCGUGAGCAGAUUGUCGAAGGAGCACUGUUGGCGUUGGAGAUUACCUGCUCCGAGAAUCCUGGGGAUCUAAAGAAACAACUUCGGGUGGAAUUCGAAGGGGAACAGGGAGUGGAUGAAGGCGGUUUGAGCAGAGAGUUUUUUCAGCUGAUUAUUGAAAAAGUUUUCGAUCCGGUGUACGGUAUGUUCGUGGCUAACGACGAAUUGGGAACCUACUGGUUCAAUCCGGUCCCACUGGAUGACCUGGAUCGUGAAUAUUUCCUUAUUGGCACCUUGCUCGGUCUUGCCAUCUACAACGACAUCAUUUUGAACGUUUGUUUCCCAUCUGUGCUUUAUCGAAAACUAUGUGGAAAGUUGGGGACGUUUGAAGACCUCGAAGAUGCCAACCCGGAUCUUUAUUCAGGUCUGAGAGCGUUACUCGAUUACACGGGGGACGACGUCGAAGAAGCUUUUGGCUGCAACUUUGUGGUUGCCUACCAGGACCCGUUUGGCAACACUUUAUACCAUGAGCUUAAACCAGAUGGGACGAACAUACAUGUCACAAAAGAAAAUCGUCAGGAAUUCGUGGACCUGUACGCCAACUUUCUGCUGAAUGAAUCGGUGAAAAAAUCGUUCAACGCCUUUCGCCGUGGAUUCCAACUGGUUGUAGACGAGAGCCCACUCAGUUUUCUUUUUCGCCCAGAUGAGAUCGAGCUACUAGUUUGUGGAAGUCGGUUUUACGACUUCAAGGAACUGGAACGAGUCACAACUUACGAAGACUACACCGUCGAUUCACCUGUGAUAAAGAAUUUUUGGGAUGUGGUACACAACAUGACCACGGAUCAGCAACGCCAGCUGUUGCAAUUUUGCACGGGUUCUGAUCGCAUCCCAGUCGGAGGUAUGGCCAAGAUGAAAUUUACUAUUGCCCGUCAGGGCGCAGACACGGAUAGGCUGCCCACUGCUCACACCUGUUUCAACAUCCUUCUUCUUCCUGACUACCCUUCUCGCGAAGAGUUGGAACGCAUGUUACUUUUGGCUAUUACUCACUGCAAAGGAUUCGGCGUUUCUUAGCUGCUGCCUAACUGCAAUCGAUCUACGCCAGAUUGCCUCAAUUACCCCCACAUCCCCCUUCCGCAGCAGGGCUUGUAAAUACAAGUUGUCGUUCGACUGUUGAUCGAUUUGAGCGACUUGCAACGGUAGAACUCGGCUUAAAAGUUUUUUUCUCGGGUUCAUACCGAGGGCCUUGCUUGUUUUCGAUCUCCAACCCUUCACACCGUUGCUGUCGUCGUCUUGCGCGUGCUCGGCCAUGCGUGUUUCACUUCGCUUCCCUCGAUUCGUUCCUGUGUUAUUACUGGUUCACAAACAAUGAGUAAACGCCUCACUAGAUUUGUCGUUGCUUGCCGCCUCUUCAGGCUCUAGUUGUAAUUCUAUGAGGAGGACCCUAUAUAGUGUAUCGUUUGUUGAAACCACAAAUAGAACACGUGAGCCGAUGCACCAGGAUGCUUUUGUUAUUGUUAUUUCC